AUGGACUUGGCCUCUUACGAAGACGACUUCUCCAAAUACGUCAAUCUGGAUGCUGACGCCCCGCAAUCCGAUGAACAUGAUUUUGGCGCGGAAACAGCAGAACUCAACAACACCCUGCCAGUAAAAGACCAUCUCUGUGGCGUCAUCACGAAACGCAACAAGCGUUGCAAGAGAAGGCUUCACGUAUGCACUGAUCACACUCUCAGAGCCAAGCAGCAGGUUCCUAGAUCAUGCCCUAACAAUGUUGAGGGCUGGAUGCUCAAGCCAUUGCUUGGGGAUUCUGAAACAGAUAGGCCGAUAGAGGUCUCUGGUGAUUAUGACAUGGUGCUGAAUGGAUAUUUCAACACCAAUAAAAGUGGAAUUGACAGUUCCAUUUGGAAACAGGCCAAUUUCCCCAACCCGUUUGACGAGCCUGAGCUUCUUGGUCACUCAGUUGAUGAAAACAAAGAGGCAAACGACGAAGAUGAUGACGAUAACGUCACUUCAUUGCCCGUUAGCUUUCUCUUUGGAUCCAAUUUUCCACUUUUAGACCCUCCAGCCGGUUUAAACCUUGAUCUGGGUCCAGAGAUCAUAGACACCCACAAGCAGACUCGCCAAGAGAUCCGCGCACUUGCUUGUCUUCGGCAGAAUACCAAGUUUAUCGCGAAGCUCGCCGCAAACCCAAACAACCACCAACGUUACUUUAUGAAGUUCAUCAAACUCGCUCUCAAUAAGUAUGUGGGACUUUCUCCAAUGGCUAGAUGGAAGGUUGUUCUUGCCGAAAGAGAGGCUACAUACGGAUGGAUUCCGUUAAACCAGUGA
Kuraishia capsulata CBS 1993 is the source of this 801-nucleotide messenger RNA. RefSeq lists its product as uncharacterized. Lineage: Eukaryota; Fungi; Ascomycota; Pichiomycetes; Pichiales; Pichiaceae. The transcript has 2 exons. Bases 1 to 801 code for a protein of 266 amino acids. The record is from RefSeq and is a predicted model, not a curated record.